AUGUUUUCUUAUUCAGCACAAUGCGCCUUGCUGUAUUCUGUAAAUGCUUUGGCCCAGUUCGAAUAUCAGUUCCAUAUCUCACUUUCGCAGUUGCUUCGUUCCCACAUGCCUUCUGGCUAUUUUUUGCAGGCUUUACUAGGAGGAAUGAUUCCAGCUGUCAACAGUGUCAAUGCAGGAAAUAGAACACGCGAGCACCAAGCGCGCUGCUCCAGACCCUAUUUGACGGAGCAAGACUCCGACAUAAAAAAUGUAACAGGACGUACCUCGAACUUUGGUACCCAAUUUAUUGGUGGUAGAUAUUUAUCUCACUUGCUUCUCCUCUCUGGUCUCUUUUCCCCUUUCAAUUCCUAUUCCUUUCAUUUUUUUCCUCCAUUGUCUCGUGUCUCGAUUCUCGUCUGUGCCUCAGAUCGCAGCUCGGCACAAUAUCCAAUAUCCACUCCCGACGGAAAUGCGCACGGGUGUUUUUUCAUCUUCUACUCUAACCUUCGGCCUCUGUAA
Messenger RNA from Clavispora lusitaniae ATCC 42720, 498 nucleotides. RefSeq lists its product as uncharacterized. The record is from RefSeq and is a predicted model, not a curated record. Lineage: Eukaryota; Fungi; Ascomycota; Pichiomycetes; Serinales; Metschnikowiaceae.